GCCUUGGGCCGUGUUCCUCAUCAUCUACGGCGCGGUGUCUUUCGAAGGACAUUACAACCAGCCCGUGCUCGUCUGGACCAGUAUUGUGCUCAUGCUCCUGGUUAGCGGCAACUACUUGGUGUCGCAGCUCAGGUCGAAGAUGUCGCUGGAGAGCCGCUUCUGGCCGCUCUACUUCGGGGCGCCCUCCGCGCCCGCUCUCCGAGGACAGCGAGGGCGCGGGGGGUGCCGGGGCGCCUUGCCCGCGGUGCGCGGGCUGUGUGCUGGGCGAGGGCGGGGCAUCCCACACGGCCUCCCUGCGGCAGCUGGGCGGAGGCACGGAACGCCUCGUUGA
Molecule: messenger RNA, 331 nt
Organism: Prorocentrum cordatum
Lineage: Eukaryota; Dinophyceae; Prorocentrales; Prorocentraceae
Source: the annotation of a GenBank genome assembly